UUUUUUAACUGUAAUGCUGUAAAACCAGCAUAAAACAUGAAUAAAAAUCAUGUAGAAACAGACUAAGAUACUACAAAAGGUUAAAGAAGUCCUUGAUCAGAUAGGGUUUAGUGUUGAAACAGAUAGAAUAAGGCAAAUUGAAGUAAUUUUCGUGGAGUUGGAUAAAGCAUGUAUUGCUGAAGAUGUAAGGGAGAAUUCUAAUGGGGUAAGUUGGAAAGAAGAGAAAUGUGCUGAAAGUUGUUAGUGAGAAUGGCUCCUGGUACACGAAGUAAGGUGUAAAAUGGUCUGAGACGAUGUUUUGUUGUGGAAAAAGCAGGAAAGCAAUAUCCAAGAAUGCCUUGAACCACUCCACAUAUCUUCACCCUAACUACGGGGACUUUUCCCAAACUCAUCAUAGACAGAUCUCCUCGUCUGUUGAUUGGUCGGAGCAUGCGGCAAACAGUGAGCACACAUGGAUGGACACAAACGCAUCCGGGGACUUCUGUUACGCCAUGGAGCAGGACUGCAUUAAGACUGGCCCGAGGAAGAAAUGUAUGGCAUGCAAGAUCGUUGCCCAUGUUGGCUGUAUUCAAGUCCUCGAAGUGGAAACUCCAUUAAAGAAAAACCUGCGCUGCAAACCAACUUUCCGGGAGGCUGGCGUUAGGAAUUACAGGGAGCCUGAGCCUCCAUGUUCACCCACUUACGUUUAUAAUCAACAGUUGAUGCGGCAUCAUUGGGUACACAGAAGACGGCAAGAUGGCAAGUGCAAGCAAUGUGGCAAGUCAUUCCAGCAGCGAUUUACGUUCCAGAGCAAGGAGAUAAUAGCAAUAAGCUGUUCAUGGUGUAAGGCGGCAUACCACAACAAGAUUUCCUGCUUCAUGAUGCAGCAGAUUGAGGAGCAGUGUCCGCUGGGCGUACAUGCUGGAAUCAUUGUCCCCCCCUCCUGGAUUAUCAAGUUGCCGAGAAAGGGCUCUUUCAAAUCUUCUAUAAGAAAGAAGAGUCGAACAAAGUCUUCAGUGAAGAGAAAGAAAGGCAGCUGUAAGGACAUAGAUAUUCACCGCCCCUUCAUCAUCAAGCCUAUUCCCUCUCCCCUGCUCAAACCAUUACUAGUGUUCAUUAAUCCCAAGUCGGGCGGGAACCAGGGGGGAAAACUCUUCCACAAAUUUUGCUGGUUGUUGAAUCCGAGACAGGUGUUUGACCUCAGCAAUGGCGGACCAAAAAUGGGGCUGGACCUCUACAAAAAAGUGCCUAACCUGCGAGUACUGGUGUGUGGUGGUGACGGGACGGCGGGCUGGAUCCUGAGUGCCCUUGAUAUUCUCAACCUCCCCUCCCCACCCCCUGUCGCUAUCCUCCCCCUGGGCACCGGCAAUGACCUGGCACGGACCCUCAACUGGGGCGGGGGGUACACAGAUGAACCAAUCAGCAAGAUCUUAUGCAAUGUUGAAGAUGGUCAGGUGGUGCAGUUAGACCGGUGGAAUGUGUCGGUAGAGCCUCACCUCGGGGCUGGAGAGCCAGAGCCUGGGGAGGAGGAAGUGAAGGACCGCCUACCCCUGGAUGUCCUCAACAAUUACUUCAGUCUUGGGGCAGAUGCUCAUGUCGCUCUUGAGUUCCAUGAAUCUCGAGAAGCAAACCCUGAAAAGUUCAAUAGCAGAUUCCGAAACAAAAUGUUUUAUGCAGGAGCGGGAGGACGUGAUUUGUUGAAACGAAGUUGGCGAGGCUUCUCAGAACAAAUAAAGCUUAUCUGUGAUGGUGUGGAUUUAACGCAGAAGAUUGUGGAUAUGAAACUUCACUCUCUUCUCUUUCUCAACAUUCCAAGAUAUAGCAGCGGUACGCUGCCAUGGGGAAACCCAAAUGCUGCGGGCUUCGAGCCCCAGAAACUGGACGAUGGGUGUCUGGAGGUUAUAGGCUUUACCUACUCAUCAUUGGCAACACUGCAGAUCGGUGGUCAUGGUGAGCGUCUGAUACAGUGUCGGGAGGUCGUGCUUACCACAGAGAAGCCAAUCCCCAUGCAGGUUGACGGAGAACCGUGUCGUCUGGCCCCCUCCGUCAUAAGAAUAUCCCUCCGUAACCAGGUCAACAUGAUCAUGAAACCAAAGCGACGAGGAUCCAUGCCCAUUGCCAACGAUCCCCCUUCUGUGCCUGAACGGCUCCGUAUACAGGUGAGCCGUAUCGGGAUGCGGGAUUACGAGCUGUUAAAUUACAACAAGGAUCGACUGAGGGCAGCGUCGGUUCCUGUUGGGAUGAUUGUUGUAGAGACCAGCGUGAACUUGGAGGAGGUGCGGGCACACAUCAACAGGCUCCAGGAGGACAUGAUGCGUUCGUCAGAGAAUGUAGAGUCUAACUAUUCACCGUUGUCGAAGAAAUGGUGCUACCUUGAUUCUACAACAGCAGAGAGAUUUUUCCGUAUUGACCGGUCUCAGGAAAACCUUCACUACAUCACAGACAUAUCAUCCGAGGAUUUGUUCAUCCUUGACCCUGAGAUGACCUUGAAAGGUCACACAAACAAUAACAUUGAAGGUCAGUUGGAUAAGAACAGUGCAGUGAUGAAGGAGAACAACUUUACGUCAUCGAAAGACAGCGAGCUGGUCUUCACGUUUUCGAUGCCCGUAACACCACCUAAGUCACCAAGAUUUGAGGCGCAGCGCCUGGUGCGGCCAGAGAGUGCAGAGAACCUUCUCUCGCCUCCGAACCAGCCAGGUUCUAACAACAGUUCGGAGCCUGGUUCCCCAUCCAACCCUACAAACACACCAACCAAACCCUUCCACUUCACAACCACGGGCGAGAAACCCAAGCCACUCUCAACAACCGACAAAAUGAUGAUAGAUGCUUCCAAACGAGGAGAUCUCAGAAAGUUGAUGGAGCUACAUGAGACUGGUCGGUGUGACCUUCUGUGUACUGACCAGUAUGGGAUGACCGCCCUCCACCAUGCUGCACGCUUCGGACACAAGGAAAUUGUCAAGUACCUCAUCAAGAAUGCGCCACCUGUGAUCCUGGAUAUGGUCGACUAUGAAAAGGGCCAGACAGCGCUUCACAAGGCAGCCUGGUACCAGCGGCGGACAAUCUGCUGUAUCCUGGUGGAGGCAAAGGCAUGUCUGAGUCGCCGUGACAACCAGGGGAACACCCCACGCAUGCAGGCACUCCGGGCAGAUGACAGGGACCUAGCUGCUUACUUAAAGAGUCAGGAACAUUUCCAGAUGGUCGUAUCUGAGGACCAGGAGACUGCAGUAUGACAUUUAAAAAAUUUGCUAUGGAAACAACUCACUUUCCCGUGCGCAUUGGAACAGAACUUGUGUGGAAAAUUACUGGCACGCAACGGAAUCACGUUUGUAGAAGAAAUGUUUGAAUUGUUAUCGCAGUGCCCUCAUGGAUAAAGUGCUUGUCUUUGGGCAUCCAUGCCAGCAGUUGUGAAGGACUUUGUUAUGUUUUUACGUAAAUUUCUGUUUCAAAUAUGAAGAUCAUUUUGGUAUGUCAUGGUCAUGUGGUUUUGACAAAUGGCAUCAAAUCCUCUCCUGAUGGGUCUUGUUGAUAUUGAUCUUAAUUGUAUCAAAGCUGUAGGUAAUCAGAUUGUUUGGACUAAAUAAUACACCUAUACUGUGAAUGAAGUCAAGGAUGUAUGACCAGAAGACUUUUUUGCAUAUUGAAUACCACGGUUGAUCUGUUGGACGAUGUAUUAAGCUGUAACAUUGUUUUCCAUGGAGGUGAAUUUCACAGUGAUUUGGACAUUAUGCAACUAGAUCCGGAGCAGCUACAUGUACCAUGUUUAGAUACAAGUUAAUAGUCUAUGCUUGGAGAAGACCACAGCAGGCUGCUAUUUUAAGAAUGAUCACAGAGUGACUUAAAGCAUGAAAUUUCAUAUUUAUAACUGCACCAUGAUGACAAGGUGUAGGACGUAUUACCUUAUUAUGAUUUUUAAAAUUUGAUACAUUUCUUGUUUUCUAAAAAAAGGCAUUUCAUGUUCGAAACAUGCAAUCUGUGUACAAACCCAGCAACUGGUUGCUCACUUGUAUAACCACAAUUUCUUCCUACAAUUUUCUUUGUAUGCCCGUGUCUUUGUGAUACUACACCUUUGUAAAAGGUUGUAAAAGUAAUCCCCCAUCGGGAGGCCUCCUGCCCUGUAGGGGUCACUAUUUUUAUAUUGUUUGUCCAAUGUUACACGUUCACUUUAUCUGUGUUUUUGUUUUUUGUAACAACUUCUUGAUCAUGUUUGAAUAAGUCCAACUGAAAUCUCAUAAACCUAUGUGUGCCAGCCAUGAGAACUACAGUACACCAUGAAGUACCAGAACAUCAUUCAGGGCUUGUUUUGUAAAACACUUCUCAAAAACUGUUCAUUUCAGUAAAUAGGCAUCUGUGCCUGUGACCUUCUCUAAAUUCGGGAGGGUUUUAAAGCUGCACUCUCACAGAUUGAACGUUUUAACAUUUUAUUUUUUUUGUCUUGGAACGAGCGAGUGUUUGAGUAAUAUCUGCAAACCAGUGAUAAAAGACCGCUGACAAAAGAUCAGACUGCAGCUUUACAUAUUUCCGUCCCAAAAUUGAUGUUUUAUGCAUUUUUCUUAAACCGUUAGUAACGGUUUAAGCCAUAAAACAUUAAAUUUGGAAUGAAAAUAUGAAGGUCUGCAUUCUGAUCUUUUGUCAUCAGUCUUUCAUCACUGGUUAGCAGAUAUUUUCGCAAAAUUUUCUAAUUCUAAUACAAAAAAAAUAAUAAAAAGUUGGAAAAAAGGUAAAUCUGUGAGAGUGCAGCUUUAACUUCCUAAUUCAUGUAUAUGCCAUUCCGUCCCGUUAAGGCCGCCUUUACACAAAACACUGCAUCAAUAAAUUCAUCAUAAAAUAUGGUAAGAUAAAGAUUUCAGUUCAAUAUUGAGCGAAUGUCACAAAUUAAAUUGAUAUUUUUCAAAUUGUAAAAUCAAACGGUUUUUACCUAUUCUUACAAGCAAUUCUUUCGAUAGUUAUUAUAGCUACAAAAGUCAUGUUCUCAGAAAUAAUUAUUUCAAGAAGCGAUUGAACAAUAUAGGCAUUGAUAAGAAUAAUAUUCCAUUAUCUCUUCAAAUUGUUACUAAGUUAAAGUGAAAAAAUACAUAAAAACUACAAUGUACACAGGACGAGUUCAGAAACUAGCCUUGUGAAUAUAGUCAACAUACGAUCAUCACUAGAAUGGACCACAGGUUUAAAGUCAUUUUCACUUUCAUGUUCUUAACUUGGCUAUGCUGGUACAUUUUUUAAAAAAGCCAAAAACAACAAUAUCCCUCGACAUUUUUCAAUCCCAAAUUAAUUUAUUUUCCAAUCAUUUGUAAAUGUUCAAGUCAUUAUUUAACAAGUUAAACCAUGUAGAAAACAGUUUGUCUUUUUGUCAUCUUCAUCAAAUUAAUGUAUGUUCACUGAAAUUGUUCCUUGCUUUUUUGAAACCCAGAUAUGCACUUUUACCAUUUUGUUAAUUCAACUUUAUGUAGAAAAUAGAUAAAAAUGUAUUAUGUAAAUAAUAUAUAAGAUAAAUAAUAUAAUUUUUAUUUUUAUUGUGUAAGUUUAUAAAUACUCAUAUGUUGAUAGCACUUUCAUCCGGUCCAGUCUUUGUACUGUACAUUCCCCAGUAUGAGGGGUCCACGCUUAGGGAGUCUGGGAGACUAAGGCUCUUUAAUUUUGGCACAGACUUCCCAGCUUAAUGGAAUCCCAGUUCAGUCAAAGGAAGACAAUACCAAGGAACUAUAUUUUUAUUUUUUGCCUAAAAGUAUUCUUGUGAAUUUCAGAAAUCUUUAAAACUUUCUAACAAGUAUUUAAUUUUUGAAGCUAAUGAGCUUUAGGCACUUCUUAUUUUUAUUUGAUACUUAAUUCUUCUUGAGCUUUUGAGAUUUUUUAAAUGUGUAAGCAUGUAGUCUGAUAGACUCAUGUACAAAAGCAGUAAGUGUCUAACACUAAGCAGGUGCUGUAAAGGUAUAUAAAUGAGUUUGCUUCAGGGGCCUGUUUCAGUACAGGCCCUAAUUUCUUGAAACUUCUUAAGCUUAACAGGCUUAAGUAGCUUAUUUCAAUUAGCCAAAAUACAUCCUUAAAUUGAAUUUUGAUAAAUGAAAAAUGGUUUAUUGUGAUAAUCAUAUUGAUAAUUCCUAUCUAAAGCAUAAAAAUUCUUAAAGAAGUUAAUAUUAUGCAAUUUAUUGAACACCAAAAAUAGUGAGCUUAGCUUAAUCCUGUUAUAAGGGACUUAAGAAGUUUCGAGAAAUCGGGGCCAGGAGAUUAUUUGUAACUUAAAUAAUCUUAAAUCUGCAUAAAUGUAAGCAAGUAGAUUUCUUUUAUUUCUUUUGUGGACUGGUCCAUUAUGUAACAAAAUAACGGAAAUAUGACACUAAGAUAAUUUCAAUGUACAACUGAGAUCGACAAAGAUUGUUAUUGAAAUGGGCCCUGAAGGUAUAUUCUGCCUUCGCUCUCUGGCACUGAAGCUAUAAUUGCCUUGCAAAAUAUGUUGUACUUUAUUUUUACAUAAAAGAACCUCUUCCUUUUGCCUGAGCAAUGAUUUAUUAUGAACAGAUCCAGUAGUAGUUAUUUUUUAUAUACUCUGUUAUAAAAAGUGUAUUUUUUGAAAGUCUAAAUCUUAUAUUAGUAUUGCUAUCAAAAUUAUAUCAAAUACAGUGGAACCUCUUUGGCUCGAACUCUCGAAGACCGGCGAAAAUAGGUCGCGCCAUGAAAAAUUUGAGCGAAGCGGGAAUGCUUACAUACAGUUUAAAGAAAUCGGUCCUUUACAUCUAGUUUGAGCCAAGCGAAUUUGAGCCUACAAGGUUCAACUGUAUAGGAUACGAGUAUGUAUCCCUGACCAUGAGAAGUGAUGAGGGAACUGGGGCCGUAUUCAAUAAGCAUCUUAGUAAAUAUUUUGAACUUAGUGAGAAUUUCGUAAUUUUUGACAACGAUUAUUUUAGAUACCCGCUACUUUUUAUCAGACCUAUUCAUAUGCAUAUAUUGUUCAGACCAUUUUCUUGCUUAUUUUCAUAUUCUUGGUGUACAAACAUUGGUCAUUUUCUUAAAAUUCAAAUUAGAAAAAUGGCAAUUUUUCACUUAGUUGAAAAUUAUUACUAAGAUGUUUAUUGAAUACGGCCCCUGUACAGUACAACCUCAUGUAUACCCUUUUCAUUAAGUCAUAUUUGUUCCUAGAUGUAUAUUAAUUUGUCAAGUACAAAAUCAUGCUAAUGACAUGUGUGUAUUUUUUAAGAAAAAGUUUGCUAUUGACAUCUUUACACCACAUAAAACAUUCUUUCAAGAUUGAGGUUAAACUUCACUGUUUACCUUGACAAUGUACAUUCUAUUUGCUUAUAUUGAAACAUAUCAUUUGAUUUUUGUUUAUUAUUUUAAUUAAUUGUUUUGAAAUAUUCAUUGUAAAAGGGAAACCACUUAAAUGUUUUCGUCUUUCAAACAUGUAAAUUUAGAAGUAGGAAAAUUUAAUGAGAGGACAGUGUUGUGUUUUUAUCUCAGUUUUGUGGAUUUCACCAUGACAUAAUGUUCCAAUAUUGUAAAAAAAACAAGACACUUGUUACUUUUAAAAAGUUCCAUUGCAAUUUCCUGCUUCAUGUUUUCUCUUUGACAUUCCAUUGUCAUUUUAGUGAUGUGUUUGUGUUUUUGUGUCGCCUUAGAAGCAUCACGGCACUAAGGGAUGACUAUAUCUGAGUGGUGAUUAUUGAAUGAUUUGUUGUCAAGUUUGUAUGCACAUUGGGCAUGGUAAAAGAUGGCCUCUAUUGAUUUUGGGGUCAGUUGGUCAAAAGUAAAGGUGAUCUUUACCAGAAAAGAGAUCUGCAAUCUUGACAGGCGACAAUCUUCAAUCUUAACAUGUGAAGAUCUUUAGGUCUUGACAGGUGACAAUCUUCAGUCUUGAUAGGCAAGAUCUGCAGUCCUGACAGGUGACAAUCUUCAGUCUUGAUAGGCAAGAUCUGCAGUCCUGACAGGUGACAAUCUUCAGUCUUGAUAGGCAAGAUCUGCAGUCCUGACAGGUGACAAUCUUCAGUCUUGAUAGGCAAGAUCUGCAGUCCUGACAGGUGACAAUCUUUAGUCUUGAUAGGCAAGAUCUGCAGUCCUGACAGGUGACAAUCUUCAGUCUUGAUAGGCAAUGAUCUGCAGUCCUGACAGGUGACAAUCUUCAGUCUUGAUAGGCAAGAUCUGCAGUCCUGACAGGUGACAAUCUUCAGUCUUGAUAGGCAAUGAUCUGCAGUCUUGACAGGUGACAAUCUUCAGUCUUGAUAGGCGAUGAUCUGGAGUCUUGACAGGUGACAAUCUUUAGUAUUGACAGUGGAUAAUCUUAAGUCUUGAUGGGCCACAAUCUUCAGUCUUGACAGGUAACUAUCUUCAGUCUUGACAGGUGACGAUCUUCAGUUUUGACAGGCGAUGAUUUUCAGUCUUGACAGGUUACGUCUUCAGUCUUGACAGGUGACGAUCUUCAGUUUUGACAGGCGAUGAUUUUCAGUCUUGGCAGGUGACAAUUUGCAGUCUUGGUUGGUGAAGAUCUUAAGUUUUGUGGAUGACGAUCAGCAGUCUUGACAGGCAACAAGCCGCAGUUUUGACAGGCAACGAUCUGCAGUUUUGACAGACGACAAUCUUUAGUCUUGACAGGAAACACUAGAAUACUAGUUUGAGAUUAACAACCUAGAUCAGCAACAGUUUCAACACAUCAGAUUUGAAAUAAAAAAAUUGUAUAUUUUUCAAUACCAUAUUUUAUUUUUGAAGUACCUAUUUCACUAGCAAUGUAUAAGAACAAUUGUAUUCCUAGUACAUUUUUACAUUCUGUGUAAUCAUUAUAAAAAAAAAGAACUGAUAAUGUAUCGUUCCUAAAUAACCUAUGCAUAAUACACAAAUACCUUUAUACGCAUGUUGUAACCACAAAUAUGCAGACUUUUAACAUUUAAACCCUUGUUCUUAUUUUAGUAGUUAUUGAUUUAAUUUCUCAAGACAGAGUUAGGUAAUAAGUGAAUGUAUGAAUUUUUAUAGUUAGAUAUGUACUUUUUCAGUAUUGAUUAUCAAACACCUGAGAAUAAUAUUCCAUGGAAUUGUGGUCUGCUAACAUAAGCUUUAUAAAAAAACGUCAACAUUAAUGUCAAGGGCAUUAAAUAUUUUAUUCGUCUGACAUAAUAUCUACCAUACAUUGUAGUUUUUACACUCUAAUGAAACGCUUACAUGAAAAUAAUUACAAUUUUUUCUUCACAGACUUGCAUUAUAGAAGCUUCUGGCCCCAAUUUCUCGAACAACCUUAAGUCCCAUAUAACAGGAUCCAACUCAACAGUGUUUUCGUUUCGGUAAUGCAUACUAUUCUCCUUUGACACUUUAAACGGAAAAUAUAUGAAAAGAUAUUCAUGAUUAAUUACAUCUUAUUUUGUAAGAUGAAGUAAUUUUGCUAAUGAAAUGAAGCUAAUUAUGCUUAAUUUUUUUUCAUAAAAUUGGGGCCUGGUUCUAUAUCAAGCUUUGCUUUGCAAUAUGCUUACAAAUAUUAUCGAAUGUUGAUUGCCGACGGUGACAAAAGUGAUGUUUUGCCUGAGUAAAGGUUGUGCUUUUGAAUCAUAUAAUUAGUUGUAAAGAACAUCCCCAUUGAAGCAUUAAGUCAAAUUUCCUUUUCAUUCCUUUCUAUUGUUCAUGAAAUGCUUGACCAUAAUUUUUUACGAUUUUGAUUUCUGUUUUCAAUUUUUGUUGUUGAAUCUAGAUAUUUUUCUCUUAUUUAUGGAAUAUUGUUUAUUAUGAAUAAAAGAUAAAUCCUCA
Messenger RNA from Mya arenaria, 9690 nucleotides. Its product is annotated as diacylglycerol kinase zeta-like. Lineage: Eukaryota; Metazoa; Mollusca; Bivalvia; Myida; Myidae. Gene Ontology annotation, molecular function: ATP-dependent diacylglycerol kinase activity; protein binding. Gene Ontology annotation, cellular component: nucleus. The coding region runs from base 294 to 3209 and encodes 971 amino acids. The record is from RefSeq and is a predicted model, not a curated record. The transcript is spliced from 31 exons. Gene Ontology annotation, biological process: intracellular signal transduction; regulation of synaptic transmission, glutamatergic; lipid phosphorylation.